This is a messenger RNA of Sphaeramia orbicularis (orbiculate cardinalfish), 3400 nucleotides long. Its product is annotated as antigen WC1.1-like. The transcript has 13 exons. Gene Ontology annotation, cellular component: membrane. The record is from RefSeq and is a predicted model, not a curated record. The annotation marks the transcript as partial. NCBI's taxonomy places the organism in Eukaryota, Metazoa, Chordata, Actinopteri, Kurtiformes, Apogonidae.
CACAGUUCAGACAGAUUUAGAUCCAACCUGAUCAGCCUCAGUUUCCUGUUUCUUCACUCAUGUGGACAUGUUUGAUUUGUCAUCAGAAUCUUGUCCUGUUUUCAUGGCUGUCCUUUGUGUUUUUCCUGCAGGGCUCCUGUCUGAAAACAACAGCACUGCAACAGGGUCUGUCCACUUCAGGUUGGUGGGAGGAGCCAGUCGUUGUCAUGGUGACCUGGAGAUGAAACGACAGGAUGGAAACUGGAAACCAGUGGAAGGAUAUAACUGGUACAGGAAGAUAGGAAACAGAGUUUGUGCAGAACUGGACUGUGGAUCUGCAGUUUCACUGAGAGACAGAUGGACUGGUUCACAGAUAGAUAGUUGGAGGAUCAGUUCACACUGUGAUGAAUCUAAACUGAGUGACUGUUUUACAUCUGAUACAGUUAUCUAUUCAUCCCUAGAGCUGAAUUGUUCAGACUCUGUCAGACUGGUCCAUGGGUCCAGUGUGUGUUCAGGCAGACUGGAGGUCCGGUCUAACCAGUCCAGGUCCUGGUCCUCAGUGUGUGAAGGACACUUGGACCUACAUGGUGCCCAGGUGGUCUGUAGGGAGCUGGGCUGUGGGGCUCCUGGGCUCCUCCAGGGGGCGCUCUCUGGAGCAGCGGAGGCUCCUGUGGUGCAGACGUUCACCUGUGAAGGCCAUGAGUCUGCUCUGCUGGACUGUGGAAGCUCAGGGGCACAGACCUGCUCAUCUGGAACAGCUGUGAACCUUACCUGCACAGAUCAGGAUGAUGUCAGACUGGAGGGAGGAGCCAGUCGCUGUAACGGCAUAGUACAGAUGAAACAUCAUGGAGAAUGGAGAGACAUGGGAUAUGAAUAUUACUCUGACCUCUGGACCUUGAAGGCAGCAGAUGCCAUAUGUCAUCGACUGGACUGUGGAUCUGCUGUUUCUGUGAGAGAUCCUGAUUCGUCUGAUCCUCUGUGGUCCAUCAGCCCCAUCUGUCUUCUCUCUACAUCUACACUGAUGGACUGUGUAUCAACAGAUACUGACUCCACAGGGUCCGCCCUGUUCCUCACCUGUUCAGACUCUGUCAGACUGGUCCAUGGUUCCAGUCUGUGUUCAGGCAGACUGGAGGUCCGGUCCAACCAGUCCUGGUCCUCAGUGUGUGAAGAGGAUUUGGACCUUAACGAUACCCAGGUGGUCUGUAGGGAGCUGGGCUGUGGGGCUCCUGGGCUCCUCCAGGGGGGGCUCUAUGGAGAGGGGGAGGCUCCAGUCUGGACCAGUGAGCUCCAGUGUGAAGGCAAUGAGUCUGCUGUCCUGGACUGUAGAAGGUCCAGCUCCGCUGCGAAGACCUGCUCAAAUGGAACAGCUGCUGGACUCACCUGUUCAGAUCCAGGUGGGGUCAGGUUGGUGGGACAGUUGAGCCACUGUGCUGGUACUUUGGAGAUCCAACACCAGGGACAGUGGAGACCAGUAGGAGACCGCUAUGGAGACUGGGACCUGAAGUCUGGAUCUGCUGUGUGUCAACAUCUGGACUGUGGAUCAGCUGUUUCAGUCAACAGAACAGAUGAUUCUACAGGCAGACCUGUGUGGUUGAUGUCUGUUCCUUGUGUAAAGCUGACAUCUGGACUGAGGGACUGUGUUGGACCAGAUGAUUAUUAUAGACUCUCAUUUGCUGUGGACGUGGUGUGUUCAGAUCUGCUGCCUCAGCCCAACAUCUCCCUGUCUGACGGGUUAUUCUGGUACAGGAAGUUAGGAAACAGAGUUUGUGCAGAACUGGACUGUGGAUCUGCAGUUUCACUGAGAGGCAGACGGACUGAUUCACAGAUAGAUCAUUGGUUUAUCAGACCAGACUGUGAUGAAUCUGAACUGAGGAACUGUUUUCUAUAUAAGACAGGUGUCUAUACACCCCUGGAGCUGAAUUGUUCAGACUCUGUCAGACUGGUCCAUGGGUCCAGUGUGUGUUCAGGCAGACUGGAGGUCCGGUCUAACCAGUCCGGGUCCUGGUCCCCAGUGUGUGAAGGACACUUGGACCUUCGUGGUGCCCAGGUGGUCUGUAGGGAGCUGGGCUGUGGGGCUCCUGGGCUCCUCCAGGGGGCGCUCUCUGGAGCAGCGGAGGCUCCUGUGGUGCAGACGUUCACCUGUGAAGGCCAUGAGUCUGCUCUGCUGGACUGUGGAAGCUCAGGGGCACAGACCUGCUCAUCUGGAACAGCUGUGGACCUUACCUGCACAGAUCCUGAUGAUGUCAGACUGGUGGGAGGAGCCAGUCGCUGUAACGGUACAGUACAGAUGAAACAUCAUGGAGAAUGGAGAGACAUGGGACAUGGUUAUCCCUUUGACCUCUGGACCCUGAAGGCAGCAGAUGUCAUGUGUCGUCAACUGGACUGUGGAUCUGCUGUUUCUGGGAGAACAUCUGAUCAUUCUCGUCAUGUGUGGUCCAUCAGCCCCUCCUGUCUUCUCUAUACAUCUACACUGAUGGACUGUGUGAAAACAGAUACUGGGUCUUCUGGCUUCCCCCUGUCCCUCACCUGUUCAGACUCUGUCAGACUGGUCCAUGGUUCCAGUCGGUGUUCAGGCAGACUGGAGGUCCGGUCCAACCAGUCCUGGUCCUCAGUGUGUGAAGAGGAUUUGGACCUUAACGAUGCCCAGGUGGUCUGUAGGGAGCUGGGCUGUGGGGCUCCUGGGCUCCUCCAGGGGGGGCUCUAUGGAGAGGGGGAGGCUCCAGUCUGGACCAGUGAGCUCCAGUGUGAAGGCAAUGAGUCUGCUGUCCUGGACUGUAGGAGGUCCAGCUCUGCUGGGAAGACCUGCUCCAAUGGAACAGCUGCAGGACUCACCUGUUCAGAUCCAGGUGGAGUCAGGUUGGUGGGACAGCCGAGCCGCUGUGCUGGUACUUUGGAGAUCCAGUACCAGGGACACUGGAGACCAGUAGGAGACUACUUUAAACGCUGGGAUCUGAAGUCUGGAUCUGCUGUGUGUCAACAUCUGGACUGUGGAUCAGCUGUUUCAGUCAACAGAACACAUAAUUCUACAGACAGACCUGUGUGGAGGGUCUCAGUUCCUUGUGUAAAGCUGACAUCUGGACUGAGGGACUGUGUUGGACAAUAUGAUCCCUAUGAUGACUCAUCUGGUGUGGACGUGGUGUGUUCAGAUCUGCUGCCUCAGCCCAACAUCUCCCUGUCUGACGGGGUCUUUGGGGUCUACCAGCAGGGGUUCCGGGUGCUCGUGGGCUCCGACUUCACCAUCACAUGCUCCGUCCGACCGCAGUACCCAGGAGGCUCCUUCCAGCUGAUCUCCGACACCAAGAAGCCGCUGAACCUCACCAUGCCGGCUGUCAAUCACUUCGCCCACUUCCUGUUGUCUGCCAUGGGCUACGCCCACCGAGGGAACUACACAUGUGUUUAUCAUGUGGACGUUUAUAACCAC